AUGGAGUUUGCAGACGGCCUGCAGCACAAGUGCUUCAGGGUAGAAGGAAUUCAGAAUAGGACGUCAUGCUUGGACCUGGUUGCUGUGUCUGCGCAGGACAGAUGCCAACAGACGCGCGAGUGUAAUGGAGGGGGCGAGCGGGGGAGUAUGGGGCGUAUUGUUUCUAGGACUGCUGAUGAGGAUGACCCGGGAGGGACGGAGAUAGACGCUUUAAAUCGCGCUGUGCCGCCGAUAGCGACGGACGGUGGGGUUGUCGAUGAAGGGGAUGCUGGAGAGAGUGAAGAGGGUGGAAAGGGUGGUGAGAAGACGAGCUGCUUCUUGCCUGUGCUUCCGAUGCAGCAACAGCUGGUGGACAUUGAAGUGCGGGGCGUACGAAACGGUGAGCAAGUGAUAUUUUUCUACGAAGGGUAUCCGCAAGUGCUUGGGCAGUCGGUGACGGUGUCUAGCUACGUCCCCCGGCUAUGGCGUUACUUGCCGGUCGGGGUAGUGGCGCUGGUGGCGCGACUGGACAUCCCAAACGUGCUUGAGCGGCUGCUACAAUACUUUUCGAGCAUCUCGCUGGGGCUGGCGAUUCUCAACAUGGCACCUGUGUUUUAUCUGGACGGGGAGAUGUCGAGCGUACUGUUUGCGAGGUUAUUUAUGCCCAAGAUGGAGACGGCGACUGCAAUGAAGGUGCGGUCGGGAGUGGUGGGUGCGGGUACGAUGCUGCUCGCGUUGAACAUGGCGAUAGCGCUACUGGAGAUAGACCCAGAGGUGGGGUCCGGGUUUUUCGGAUGA
Messenger RNA from Chondrus crispus (carragheen), 777 nucleotides. RefSeq lists its product as hypothetical. Gene Ontology annotation, cellular component: membrane; cytoplasm. Gene Ontology annotation, biological process: regulation of response to endoplasmic reticulum stress; membrane protein intracellular domain proteolysis. Bases 1 to 777 code for a protein of 258 amino acids. The record is from RefSeq and is a predicted model, not a curated record. The transcript has a single exon. Lineage: Eukaryota; Rhodophyta; Florideophyceae; Gigartinales; Gigartinaceae. Gene Ontology annotation, molecular function: metalloendopeptidase activity.